AUGGUAACUAGAGUACAGACGAGGAGACAGCUUCCCGAGUUUCGGGAAGUCACCAAAGUGGAGCCCGAAAGUACAACCAUUGACCUAGAGAGCCUGGUGGGGGACGAUAUCCCGGGGGACGAUAUCCCGGGGGACGAAAUCCCGGGCGACAGCAUCCCGGGCGACGGAAUCCCCGGCGAAAUUCCGGCUGACAACAUACCGGACGACGAUAUCCCCGAGGACGACCUCCCCGACGACGACAUUCCGGCUGACAACAUACCGGACGACGAUAUCCCCGAGGACGAUAUCCCGGACGACAACAUUCCGGAGGACGAGAUUCCGGACGACGACCUCCCGGACGACGAUAUCCCCACGAGGAUAUCUCUGCCGAUCCUGAACCCGCCGAGGUCAGCGAUACGGAGGAGACUGAGGCGGCCGAGCCAACCCUGA
This is a messenger RNA of Trichoplusia ni (cabbage looper), 429 nucleotides long. Its product is annotated as arp2/3 complex-activating protein rickA. NCBI's taxonomy places the organism in Eukaryota, Metazoa, Arthropoda, Insecta, Lepidoptera, Noctuidae. The coding region runs from base 1 to 429 and encodes 142 amino acids. The record is from RefSeq and is a predicted model, not a curated record. The transcript is spliced from 3 exons.